Messenger RNA from Penicillium brevicompactum, 1914 nucleotides. RefSeq names its product ATP-dependent RNA helicase MRH4 (gene mrh4). Gene Ontology annotation, molecular function: nucleic acid binding; ATP binding. The record is from RefSeq and is a predicted model, not a curated record. The coding region runs from base 1 to 1914 and encodes 637 amino acids. The transcript has a single exon. Gene Ontology annotation, cellular component: nucleolus. Gene Ontology annotation, biological process: maturation of LSU-rRNA from tricistronic rRNA transcript (SSU-rRNA, 5.8S rRNA, LSU-rRNA). Lineage: Eukaryota; Fungi; Ascomycota; Eurotiomycetes; Eurotiales; Aspergillaceae.
AUGCCUCUGCCAAUUCGCUCCUCGAUAUGUUUCCUUUGUCAGACUAAGGCGAGCCUGAUGGCUCCAUCCAUUCUCCCGGCUUCAGCGCAGACGACACGAGGCAUGGCCACGGCUCGAUUGCGCCGCAAGGCUUCUCGCAUGGCUCUAUCUCCCAACGUGUCCAAGCAAUCGCUACCAUCAACCACCAAGCCACGAAGAGAACGAGCCGGCCCCUUUGCUUCGAUGAACCAGACCCAGGCACGCAUUCGGGAUACCACACGACCACGAUCGCAAGCAGCUCUCAAGCGCUCGGGGGAGGAAGGAAAGACAGAAAAGAAAGAAAGCCCUUUGUACAAAGCAUUGAAGAUGCAGGAAACCUUAACGCCUAUACCCUACGGUCGACGCUCUUCCAUCAAAACUCGACUUGCCAACAUCACUAGCUUCGACCACUUCCCUUUCCUUCCCGCAGUGCGACAGUCCGUCUUCCUACAGGCCUUGCCGGGUCUGAGUGACGUCACGCCAACACCUAUUCAACGCCUUGCUAUCCCCGAGCUUUUGUUGGACGAGUCGAAGAAGAAGCAGAAGAAAGUAAAGAAGGCAGGCGAGGAAGACCCAGAAUAUAAUUUCGACCAAUACCUACUGGCGGCCGAAACAGGCUCCGGAAAAACUCUCGCAUAUUUGCUUCCAGUCAUCGAUGCUGUCAAGCGUGCGGAAGCCCGUGAGGUUGAGGAGGAGAAGGUUGCCGAGGAACAAAAGGCACGAGAGCGGGAGGAAAGAAUGAAGAACAAGGCGUUUAGCCUGGAACCCGAAGAGCCGCCGAUGACCAAUGCCGCUCGUCCACGAGCCAUCAUUCUUGUACCGACUUCAGAGCUGGUGUCUCAGGUAGGCGCCAAGCUGAAAGAGCUGGCUCAUACAGUCAAGUACCGUUCUGGCGAAAUCGCAUCGACCUUCACCCCCCGUCGGAUCAAGAACACCCUCUUCCACCCAGCUGGCAUCGACAUUCUCGUUUCGACCCCUCAUCUUCUCGGCUCUGUAGCAAAGUCGAACCCCAACAUUCUCAGCCGUGUCACUCACCUCGUCCUCGACGAAGCUGACUCCCUGAUGGAUCGCUCAUUCAUCCCCACCACAACCGAGAUCAUAGCAAAAGUCAACCCAUCUCUCAAGAAGUUGAUUCUGUGCUCUGCCACAAUCCCCCGCAGUCUUGACAACCAGCUGCGCAAGCGCUUCCCUGAUAUCCAGCGACUUACGACACCUAACCUUCACGCCAUUCCUCGUCGCGUGCAGCUCGGUGUUGUGGAUAUCGAGAAGGAGCCGUACCGCGGAAACCGAGACUUGGCUUGCGCAGACGUCAUCUGGUCGAUCGGAAAAGCAGGUGACAGAUACGAGUCUAGCGAGACAUGGGGACCUCUAAAUGCGUACAUGGAGCAAAAGACCAAGAAGAUCAUUGUGUUCGUGAACGAGCGCGAGGAAGCCGAGGAAGUUACCAAAUUCCUCCAGUCCAAGGGUAUUGAUGCUCUCUCGUUGUCUCGCGACACCGAUUCCCGAAAGCAGGAGGAGACCCUCAACGAGUUCACAGAGGUCAAGCUUCCUCCGACGGCAGAGGAGAUCAUGCUCAACAAGAAGAAGAACCGCGCUGGCGCGGGCAUCCCAUUCGAAAUGCCCGAAACUGCCAAGGAGACACCCUCUCGCCGUCUUCCUGAUACCAAGGUUCUUGUAACCACGGAUAUCGCUUCGCGUGGCAUCGACACACUGGCCGUGAAGACUGUCAUCCUCUACCACGUUCCCCACACCACGAUCGACUUCAUUCACCGUCUUGGUCGUCUUGGCCGCAUGGGUAAGCGCGGUCGUGGUGUUGUCUUGGUGGGCAAGAAGGACCGCAAGGACGUUGUUCGUGAGGUUCGCGAAGGUAUGUUCCGUGGUCAAGCUUUGAUCUAG